CACGAGGUCACAAUGAGUCAACUUAGAGUUCAACGUCGAACUUCAAAUCCAGUACUUAUCGCCUAGCGUCACCACGUCGGAAGGAUGACAUCUCCAACUCGAACGGACAAACCGCAAUUUCAUCCCUAUUUCUCUUCAUUCAUUCCCGAAUACUUACAGCCUCAGAGAUCGGCCAGGAUCGAGGAACUUCUUCUUUCUAAUAAACCGCUGUUGGAGUUUGAAAGGAAAGAAUUCCUCCAAACUGCUGCCAGAGGCCCUCACACUCUUGACGAAUUUGACGAGAAAAUAUCGGCGACGCGCCAGUUGUUGGAUUUUUUGGUGGCUGAAAGGAACCAAGCUGCGUCCAACAUCUCCGAUGCCAAGUCUCUUUUAUACCCUGUGCGUAACGUGCCGGAUGAUGUGCUGCGUGCUAUCUUUCGGGCUUGUACCAAGUCCGCAGACCAGGCGUUCGAUGGGGGAUAUGCCAGCCUAAAUCCUACCAUAGCUGUUGAAUCGAUUCAACCAAAUCAGUCGCCAUGGACCCUUUCCUUUGUCUGUCAACAAUGGAGAACCGUCGCCAUUCACACUGCUGAGCUGUGUGUGGUCUUUCAUUGAGCUUGAUCUAGAUAAAAGACCUAAAGGCAAAGAGCAGGUCAAGAAUCGCGUGUUUAGACUUGGUUUAUCAUUAUCCCGAUCCAAUGGUCAUGACCUUUCCAUUCGUCUCCAUGGAAAGAAUAUCGUUCCGAACGUCUCUCUGAUCCUUCAAAUUCUGCUCCCCACUGCUCCGUAUUGGAAGCGACUAUCCGUGUUCCUUCCCCUCACCUCAUUCCUACAGUU
This is a messenger RNA of Guyanagaster necrorhizus, 816 nucleotides long. RefSeq lists its product as uncharacterized. Bases 85 to 594 code for a protein of 169 amino acids. The record is from RefSeq and is a predicted model, not a curated record. The transcript is spliced from 2 exons. NCBI's taxonomy places the organism in Eukaryota, Fungi, Basidiomycota, Agaricomycetes, Agaricales, Physalacriaceae.